AUGCCCAUCACGCUGCUGUGGGCCGUGGACGUGUACGGCAGGGUGUACAGCCUGUCCACGGCUGGGCUGAGCUGGGUGCGCGCUGACGACAUGCUGCUGGAGCUGAAGCGCGUCACUGCAGGCAAGGGGCGCUGCUGGGGCAUCGGCUGUGACCACCAUGUUUACCUGCACAUAAUACCCAGCGAGACCCCCAUCCGCUACCGGGAGGAGACCUAUGAAAACCAGCGGUGGAACCCCGUGGACGGCUUCACUGACGUCCUGCUACCCACAGACCGCUGGCCGUGGAGUGAUGUGACGGGGAUGAAUCCUCAGCCGCUCCACAGCUUCCAGCUGCCCUCCAGAAGCUGGGAGUGGGAAGGAGACUGGUAUGUGGAUCAGACCUGUGGAGGAGAACCUAGCCAGACUGGGGGCUGGGAAUACGCUGUUGAUUUCCCAGCUAACUUCUCCCCGGACAAGAAGUGGAACUCCUGCGUCCGUCGUAGACGCUGGAUCCGUUACAGAAGAUACACCGCACAGGGCACUUGGGCAAAGAUCCCUUUGGACAAUCCCAGGAAGCCCCCGCUGCCGCUCUGUGACAUCAGCUGCGGUGGCUGGGAGAUGAGCGACCAAUCCGGGCGGUAUCCGUACCUCUGGGGCGUGUCCCAACAAGGACAGGUGUGGUUCAGGGAGGGUAUCCACCCUCGUGUCCCCGAGGGAACCAGCUGGGAGGAGGUGGAGGUGCCCAAAGAGGUAGCUCAAUUAUCAGCCGGCCCCGGGGACCUCCUGUGGGCUUUACUGUGGGAUGGAAACCUGCUGGUUCGUACUGGACUCAGCCUGGACAGCCCAAUUGGCACCUCCUGGGUGGAGGUGGAAUCACCCACCAAGGAAGUCGAAGCUCUUCAUGUGUCUGUUGGAGCCAGCGUGGUCUGGGUGGUCACUAAGGACUACAAGGUGUGGUUCAGGCGUGGAGUGAACUCCCACAACCCCCGUGGCUCUGGCUGGAUCAGUGUCGGAGGAGAAAUGAUGGUGGUGGAUGUAGGACUCAACGACCAGGUGUGGGCAGUUGGAGAAGACCGGGGUUUGUAUUUUAGAAUGGGGGUGACCCCGUCUGAACCAAGUGGAAGUGGCUGGAUCCCAGUUUUGGCCCAGUGGGGCAGCAAUAAAGACGUUAUCCCCCCCAGGGAUGAUGAGUUCAUUAACCAGCGGACUGAGGCCUGUCAAGGUUCUGCACCGAGCUGCACCGACUCAGAAUCAGAGUUAGGUCCUCCUGACCCACAGCACGCCGACACCCCGGCACUGGAGGCACAAGCUCCCUCUAUAGUCCCCUUAGGGGCAGCUGACACAUCUGCAUCACCACAGGAGCUAAAAGAGACUCCUUCAGCCCCCCAGCAAGAUGCCCCCAAACCUUUCAUCCCUGCUAGUGACAGCUUCAUCAACAGCCUGGUUUCUGACCGCGACCGGACUCUCACUCCGCAAGCGUCCAUCACAGAGACGCCACACGAAGAUGGCGAGGAGCAACCCCCAGCCGCGAUCCUUCCAACACCUCCGGCAGCAGGACACAACAUCCCCUGGAUGAACGUGGACCUGGAGGGGGCAGAGACGGCGCGAGCUGAGCAGGCGGUUGGGCGUGCAUCAGGUGACGGCCUCGGGGCUCUGGAGAGCUCGCAGCGCAUCGGGGAGGAUGACGUACCGGUGUGGGCUUGGGUUUCCGGUGGCGGCUGUGACGUGGACGCAAGCUCCCAGAUCAGCUGGCUCAGUCCUACAGGUCCACUCACCAGCUCCGUGUCGCUGACUCCGGUUCAGUCAGCAGCUUGGAGCGAACGGCCUCGACAACAGGAACGCAGAGAGGAGAUCAGCAAGAAACCGCUGGAGAGAAGCAACUCGGUGUGGGUGCGUAAAGGUACGCUGCGUUGGUGGAGGGACUGGAAGCCGCAGCGCUGGGUGGACGUGGGCGUUGCUCUCGAGCAAUCCACCAGGUCGGAUGGAAGGAAGGACAGCAUUUUUUUUGUCUACUACACGCAGUACGACGAGAAGAAGUACCUCCACGUGUUUAUAAAUGAGGUGACGGUGCUGGUUCCGGUUCUGCGGGACUGCCACUACGCGUUUGCCGUGUAUUCAGCCGAAAGGACCCAACAGAGGUGGCCUCUGCUUUUAGCAGCACAAACCGAGAAGGACAUGAACGACUGGCUGAGCCUGUUGUCUGACUGUUGCUGCGAGUAUCGAGGGAUCACCGGCGCUCCGUCCAGGCAAGCCCUGUGGUCCACUACUUCAAAUGGAGACGUUCUGGUCCACGAGCCGUCCUUGUCUCUGGAGGCUCCUGCCCACGCCCCGGCCUCUGACCUCAUGUUUUGGCGCCAGGUCCAGGGGCACCUGCGCUGUGUAGAGUCUAACUGCCUGGGGCUGGUGUGGGGCAUCGGGUGGGACGGCACCGCCUGGGUUUACAGUGGGAACUUUGGGCAACAGCUCAGUCCAGACGGCGCUCAGCUGCACCAGCAGACGGACGUCAGGAGUAUCCACGUGUACGAGAAUCAGAGGUGGAACCCCAUGACUGGAUACACAGACAAAGGACUUCCUACGGACCGUCCGAUGUGGAGCGAUGAGAGCGGGCUGAAGGAGUGCACCAAAGGCAGCACGCACCCACCCACCCCGCAGUGGUCCUGGGUGUCAGAGUGGACCGUGGACUACAACGUCCCAGGAGGGACAGACAAAGAAGGCUGGCAGUACGCUGCAGACUUCCCCACGACGUUUCACGGGCACAAAACUAUGAAGGACUUUGUUCGCCGCAGGAGAUGGACGAGGAAGUGUAAGAUAACGGUGAGAGGGCCGUGGAGGAUGGUGCCACCGAUCCGCCUGAGCGACAUCUCUCUGAUGCCAUGCCUGGCUCAGAGCAGCGUGGACCAGGUCCCCGUUUGGGCCGUCAGUGACAAGGGAGACGUCUUGUGUCGGUUGGGGGUAACGCCUCAAAACCCAGCUGGCAGCUCCUGGCUGCAUGUGGGCACAGAUCAGCCCUUUAAGUCCAUCUCGAUCGGAGGAGCCAAUCAAGUGUGGGCCAUCGCCAAGGAUGGAGCCGUCUUCUACAGAGGGUCAGUGUCCCCGCAAAACCCCGCAGGAGAAUGUUGGUACCACAUCCCCUCCCCCCAGAGACAGACCCUCAGACAGCUCUCUGUGGGCAGGACUUCUGUCUUUGCUGUAGAUGAAAACAGCAACCUGUGGUACAGACAGGGCCUCACACCCAGCUACCCUCAGGGCUCCGCCUGGGAGCUCAUCUCCAACAACGUCACCAAGGUGUCCGUGGGACCGUUGGACCAGGUCUGGACCAUCGCCGAUGGAGUUCCAGGUUUCCCAGCUGAGACUCCUGGAGCCAUCAGCCACAGACUGGGCGUGGGGCCCCUGCAGCCCAAGGGCCUCUCCUGGGACUAUGGUAUAGGGGGAGGAUGGGAGCACCUCAGUGUAAGGGGGAACUCAGCAGAGCCUCCGCGGGGUCCCCACCCUCCUCCUGCUGGCCCCUCACGCAGCCCAGCCCCCCAGCGAUCAGCGACUCAAGUGAACGGGAGCGCAGUGGUCGUGUAGCUUCCUCCUUCUCCUCCUCUGCCCUGCGUGUGCCUGGAUCUUCCUCCUCCUCCCUUCAUGUGAAGGGACUGCACAACCACACUUUCGACUCCGAGCUCCAGUUUGGAUGGAUGGAUGGAUGGAUGGAUGGAUGGAUGGAUGGAUGGUACAGUCCGACUCAUUGCACAAGUAGAAAUCGUUGAAAUAUUUGAA
Molecule: messenger RNA, 3741 nt
Organism: Nematolebias whitei (Rio pearlfish)
Lineage: Eukaryota; Metazoa; Chordata; Actinopteri; Cyprinodontiformes; Rivulidae
Gene: tecpr1b
Product: tectonin beta-propeller repeat containing 1b
Exons: 24
Coding region: 1-3549 (1182 amino acids)
Cellular component (GO): membrane
Source: RefSeq, a predicted model, not a curated record